AUGCCGUCGAUUGACAAGGCCACCGACAACGGCGAGCUCAAGCAGCGGCAGCCGGAGCAGGAGCUGGUCUGCGUCACGGGGGCCGGAGGCUUCAUCGGCUCCUGGGUCGUCAAGGAGCUCCUCCUCCGUGGCUACCGCGUGAGAGGAACCGCCAGGGACCCUGCUGACCGCAAGAACGCGCACCUGCUGGCGCUGGAGGGGGCCGAGGAGAGGCUCACCCUGUGCCGCGCCGACGUCCUCAACUACGACGGCCUCCGCGCCGCCUUCCGUGGCUGCCGCGGCGUUUUUCACAUCGCCGCGCCUGUCUCCAACGACCCCGUCAGUACACAAACUUUGCUCUGCUCACUUAUUUUAGUUUCAGCAAGGGCCGCGUACUUACAUGUUACAUGUGCUGCCGGUUUUUGCAGGACCUCGUGCCGGUCGCCGUUGAGGGCACCAGGAAUGUGA
This is a messenger RNA of Triticum aestivum (bread wheat), 447 nucleotides long. Its product is annotated as cinnamoyl-CoA reductase 1-like. The transcript has 2 exons. The record is from RefSeq and is a predicted model, not a curated record. Gene Ontology annotation, biological process: lignin biosynthetic process. Lineage: Eukaryota; Viridiplantae; Streptophyta; Magnoliopsida; Poales; Poaceae. Bases 1 to 447 code for a protein of 148 amino acids. Gene Ontology annotation, molecular function: oxidoreductase activity, acting on the CH-OH group of donors, NAD or NADP as acceptor.